GUGACAGCACUAUAUGCACAGUCUGCAAACGAGUGACGGAGGGGGGGAUUUUAACCAGAUACGUCACAACUACAGGGGAAGGGAAAAAGAGGGAGGGACGGGAGGAGAGGAGGAGAGCAACCGAAUUGAGACAGAGAGAGAGAGAGAGAGAGAGAGAGUACAGAGGGAUAUAUUGACUCAAAGCUGGUCUGCAUGCUCCUCAGUGUGUGAGAAACAGAGGACGUGAGAGCAGGCAAGAUGGAGUGCUGGCACAGAUGAAGACUGUCCCUGGUCCCGUUCGACAGUCCACAUGAGCGUCUCCAAACCCCCACCGCCCCCCACCACCUCCCACCUGGCCAUCCCCCCUUCCUCCACCUCCACCCCUUCCUCGUCCGCCUCCUCGCCCUCGGCGACGUCGCACUCCACCUCUAUGCCCCCACCCUCGCCGGUCAAGAUCUCUAUGCAGGAGCACUUUGCCAUCAACGUGUGCCCGGGGCCCAUCCUCCCCAUCCCACAGAUCUCAGACUUCUUCCCACGUUUCCACGACUACCCCUGCACGCCUCCGCCCCCGAGGGAGAAGAAGAUCCUAAAGGAGGAGACUUUCAACGGGGAGACGGGCGGGGGAUACAAGGAUGGGGAGAGGAGGGAGAGCAACGAAGGAGACAGGGAGGACAUGCUCGACUCCGAUGACGAGGACACCUACCUGGGAACGCUGGAGUUCAGCCUCCUCUUUGAUCAGGACAACAACUGUCUUCAUUGUACUAUUCACAAGGCAAAGGGACUGAAAGCCAUGGACUCCAAUGGGCUGGCUGAUCCAUACGUCAAGCUUCAUCUUCUCCCCGGGGCGAGCAAGGCAAACAAGCUACGCACAAAAACCCUGAAGAAUACGCUGAACCCAGUGUGGAACGAAACGCUGGUGUAUCACGGCAUCACAGCAGCCGACAUGACCACCAAAACCCUCAGGCUGUGCGUGUGUGACAUGGACAGACUCGGACGAAAUGAAUUCAUCGGGGAGGUGAGAGUGGCUCUGAAGAAGCUGAGAGAGGGCGAGAGCAAACGCUACAACAUGGGCCUGGAGAGAAUUGCACAGAAUAAAGAAACUAACAAUCAGACGGUGGAGCAGGGAGCGCUCGUGGGAGAGGAGGAGCGUGGCCGCAUCCUCGUGUCGCUGUGCUAUAACACAGAGAAGAGCUGCCUGCUGGUUGGAAUCAUACGCUGCGCCCAUCUGGCCGCCAUGGACUCCAACGGCUACUCUGACCCUUUCGUCAAAAUCAUCUUGCAGCCAGAUAUGGGGAAAAAGUCCAAGUACAAGACUACAGUGAAGAAAAAGACUCUCAACCCCGAAUUCAAUGAGGAGUUUUCAUAUGAUGUAUCCCUGGACCAGCUGGCAAAGAAAACCCUGGAGAUCUCUGUGUGGGACUACGACUUAGGAAUGAGCAACGACUUCAUAGGUGGAGUCGAGCUGGGCAUCAAUGCAAGUGGACAGAGACUCAAACACUGGUUCGAAUGUCUCAAAAACAAAGGGAAGAAAGUGGAGCACUGGCAUACGCUCACACAGCAAGGAGCCCCGAGCGGUGACAAACCGGACUAGAUUACAAGACAAGACAUUAAAUGCACCCAAACAGACCUAAACACACACACACACACACACACACUAACACACACACACACUGUUUGUCUCAUUGAAAGAUGGUUGGCAGCAGAGACCUAGUAAAGCAGUAACAGGAGCAAAGGAUAAAACAUGCAAUAAUAAUAAUGUUGAAAAUGAAAUCCAUCAUAUAACGCCAAUAAUUACAGCGCCGAGUAUUAGUAUAUGACAUUCAUACUAAUAUUAGUGAUGGUGACGAUGUGUAUCUGAAUACAUUUUUUAAAAAUGUAUUUUUUUCUAAAGGUGAAACCAAAUUGUGACGAUGUCCCUCAUUAAAGUGUUGACGUAACGAAACAAUACUCACAAAAAAAUUGUGCUUUAGACCUUACUGUAUCGUGGAAGUCGCUCAUAUUCUGUCAUUCGAAACUUAACACCUAACGAGGAUAUUUGAGAUUAAUGUACUCAAAGAUUCAUUCAGUGAACGGGGGCCAAACGUACGUGCACCCUAGUGACUCAUGACGUGGUAUUAUAGUUACAGGAGAGGGGGGUGUUUAUGAGAAGUCUGUUUCAGUGGUUGUUGAUCUGAUGCAAAACAACACACCGUAUUAUAAAGCACAAAAUGAUCCAUUUGGUGGAUUUGUACCUUUACCGUUUCAGUGUACUUAUGUCUUUCAUUGUCUUUCAGUGACAGUGGCUUUCUAUACACCUUCAUAUGAGACAUUAACGUGUCAGUAUAUGUAUGUGUGUGUGUGUGUGUGUGUGUGUGUGUGCAUGAGGGCUACGAGAAUACGAGUGCCUACAUUUUCCGUCUGUGCAGUGCGUGUACUCCGGCAUUCACGUCAUGCCCCAUUCACAAAAAAAAAAAAAAAAAGUCUCCAUCCACUUCCAGAAGCACAGAGGUGUGAAGAAAUAAUAACAAAGGACAAGAAAGACACAUACAAGAGAAAGAGAGAGAGAGUCUCAGUGGUGUGAGUGUUCCUGGCUGGAUGACCAGCCGUCAAUCAUGUGUCCCAGACCUUUGCCAUCCAUUUCCUCCAUGUCCAGACAGUCAUUGAGCAACUUUAAGAAUGGAAUAUAUCUCGGUAUCUAACCACCGACUGCUCCCUUUCCCGAUGAAAGGCUGAAGUUGUGUGUGUGUCCACGCGCAGACAGAACGGAUAUUGCUUUAGGAGGCACCGUUUGUGCUUUCACUCUCACCGCAGCAUUAUGAACUAGAUUUCAACAAGAUCCAAGCAGGGUUACCUCAGUGGCUCCAAUUCUGCUCCAAACAGAGUUUACAGAUGAUGCAACAUUUGCUCCCUGCAGGGUAAUAUAUAUAUAUAAAAAAUAAUAAUAAUGUAUUCAUUUGAAAAUUCUGGCAUUUUGAUUUGUCUUGUCUUUUUAUUUACUGAAAAUGCGACUGCCCAAAGUUUGAAAAUACGCCAUAAUCCACCUUAGUACACCCUGAGACGCUGAGAAGGAUCUAAAUGAACCGUCAGAGAGGCUGUGAUCAAUGUCGCAUUCAUCCCAUUACUUCUGACCUAUUAAAUAUCAGGCCUGUAGUGGCAUAUAUUUCAUCCUCUAGACAGGAGACAAGACCACAGGGACUACUGUGUCCAUGUCUGUGGCACAGGAUGGCCUGCCGAGAUAAACUGUAGUAGAAACCCCUCCUCCUCCUCCUCCUCCUCCUCGUUCCUCCCCACCCCGCCACCCCUUUUACAAUUUAAAAUGGGAUUACACCCUGCAUGGAAACACAUUUGGCAGCAGGGGACAGCUGAUAAUCACAAGCCAGGAUCCAAGAUAUUGGAGAACUGUGCUUCAGCCGAACACUUCAUCUACAUGCGUAUAAUGCCUCUGCAUAUUGAUGGUGUAUACGGGCUAGACUAUCAUUGAAUUGUCCAACUGCCUGCUGGGAUAUUAGAUGUACUCUCCCACCCCGUUUCAACGCCCCUCCCUAGUUCAUCAAUCACUACAGCUCUGGCCAUACACUGGUUCACAAAAGCACACCCACAGUCGGUCAGUGGCCUCCGGGAGUUUUCUAACUGUUGAAUCGAUCCGGCUGCUCAUAUUCUUGGUGUCCUUCAACAACCUUGUGUCUCAGCGUUGACAAAAAAAAAAAAUGGAUCCAUUCAGAGGUGAAUUAGGUUUCGAUUAACAACAAAAAAAAAAGGGCUCGGGCAUUAUAAAAGCUUGGAACUAAACUAACUGUUUAAACACAUCCUCAGUUCGACUGUAAAUGACUUUAACGAGACGGGGUUUUAGGGAAAGGAUGGUGGGUUUGUUCUGUACUUUUUCUAUGCACAUCGAAAAUACACCCAGCAUGUCGGCAGUGAGAUAAUCAAACCAAAACAACAACAUUAUCAUGUUAUCCAAGCAUCGAAGAUGCAUUUCUGGGAAUACUCAGUACUUUGAUUGGGGCUAGGCCGGGUGACAGUGAUCUAAUAGAGUUCACAUUUCUGGCUGGAUGGUGGAUUAUUCCUGUACUCCUGGAUCGGGUUGGUUUUGUUUACAGUCACCGAAUUUUUCUGACUCUUGUCUAUUGACCCCACUUUGCUUAUGUAAUCAUUUUAUCUGCAAUACAGCUGCAUGUUUAGCAGUCACUAUCAGCUUGUAUAAUAGAGUGCAACCUUAGCUGAUCAUUCUGAAUGCUGAUGUGUUUACAGUCUAUGCCAUCCAUUCAGUCUCCUACCAUCAGUGUGUGUUUUUGUUUCUCUGUGAAUAUGAUGAUUCAGGGUAUUUUUUGCUCAGUUGCUUUAUCAAGCAAGCUAUUGAUUUAACAAAGAAAAACCAAUAAAUAAAAAAAAAACCUUUACCGUCACUGGUUUUGACACUCGUCUUCCUUAAAUUGAGUGGUAAUGAUGCAGGAGGGCAGGGGCGGAUGAGAUUGGGAAUUCACUACUGCAGUCCCCCUGUGCAUUCACUGUCAAUGUCAAUCACACAGUGUGGCUGCCAUCUUGUGGUGGGUUUGUGUAACUACUUCGCAAAAAUAAAUUGAAGUUGUUUCAGUGGUCGUCUGUCUUUCCUUUUAAUGAUCCACGUUGUGUUUAAUUGUUCAAAAGUAAGACCACUGACGCGGUGUGUUAGUGUGUUUAUUCAUCAUCGCCUUUUAAAACAAUGCACAUACAGGCCUGUAUGGAUGUUACGCUCACUAUAUGAACUACUUGAAGCAAAACUGGCACUGAAUUUCAGAAUCAGAAUCAUAAGUACUUUAUUAAUCCUCGUAGGGAUUGUUUUAUUGUUUAAUUGUUUGAAUGUAUACUGUGUUAUGUCAGGUCUUGGAUAAGAAGCACAGCACAAGAUAAUGAAAUGCCUUUCUUUAACAUCCUGUCUGUCUCGCCUCCCUCA
Larimichthys crocea (large yellow croaker) is the source of this 4891-nucleotide messenger RNA. It is a transcript of the gene doc2g, whose product is annotated as double C2-like domains, gamma. The coding region runs from base 290 to 1570 and encodes 426 amino acids. Gene Ontology annotation, cellular component: synapse; membrane. The transcript is spliced from 11 exons. Gene Ontology annotation, biological process: regulation of calcium ion-dependent exocytosis; exocytosis; spontaneous neurotransmitter secretion. The record is from RefSeq and is a predicted model, not a curated record. Lineage: Eukaryota; Metazoa; Chordata; Actinopteri; Sciaenidae.